Molecule: messenger RNA, 973 nt
Organism: Neltuma alba
Lineage: Eukaryota; Viridiplantae; Streptophyta; Magnoliopsida; Fabales; Fabaceae
Product: glycine-rich cell wall structural protein 1.0-like
Exons: 3
Coding region: 5-730 (241 amino acids)
Source: RefSeq, a predicted model, not a curated record
AACAAUGAUAAGCUUCAUACUAUUGGGUUUGGGCAUUUGUGCUGCUGCGAGAUCACGCCUUGAUCUUGAGGCGGGUCUCAACUUGGGUGCCGGUGUUGUGCAUCAUGGUGGUGUGGUAGUCGGAGGUCAUGGUGGUGGUGGAGGCUCUGGCGGAGGCGGAGGAUACGGAGGCGUAGGAGAGCAUGGUGUAGGUGGCUAUGGAGGAGGCGCUGGAGGAGGUGAAGGAGGCGGUGCAGGAUAUGGUCCUGGAGGAGGAGGAGGAGCUGGUGGUGGAAGUGGAGGAGGAGGUGGUGGCGGUGCUGGAGCUGGCGGAUAUGGUGGGGGUGCUGGUAAAGGCGGCGGUGAAGGCUAUGGUGGAGGAGGAGCUCACGGGGGUGGCUAUGGAGGAGGAGGUGGUAGUGGUGGAGGUGGAGGCGGUGGUGCUGCUGGUGGUGGUUAUGGAGGUGGAGAAGGAGGUGGAGCUGGUGGCGGAUAUGGAGGGGAACAUGGAGGAGGAUAUGGAGGUGGGGGUGGAAGUGGAGGUGGUGGAGGAGGAGGUGCAGCUGGUGGAGGACACGGAGGGGGUUAUGGCAGUGGUGGAGGAUAUGGCGGAGGAGCUGCUGGUGGCGGUGGAGGCGGAUCUGGAGGUGGCGGUGGUGGGGGGUAUGGUGGUGGAGGUGCUCAUGGAGGUGGAUAUGGAGCUGGUGGUGGGAGUGGCGAAGGAGGUGGCCACGGUGGAUAUUACCCCUGAGAUUGGAUUACAACAAUGGCGCAAACAGAAGAGCUCCUCAUACUCAUGCUAAUUAAUAUAACUAGAUAUGAUAAGAAAUAUGUACUAUGAAAAAUUUAUAAUAAGAAAAUGGGUACGAGGAUGCUGAUAUAAAGUAAUGAGUGUGCUUUGUUUUCGUCAAGUGUAUGAUCAUGUCAAAAGGCCGUCUCAAGAUUGUUAUAUAUACAUAAUAGUAAUUGAUGAUUACAUUACCGGUUUCAGUAA